Messenger RNA from Frieseomelitta varia, 819 nucleotides. RefSeq names its product transmembrane protein 14C. The record is from RefSeq and is a predicted model, not a curated record. Lineage: Eukaryota; Metazoa; Arthropoda; Insecta; Hymenoptera; Apidae. Gene Ontology annotation, biological process: regulation of heme biosynthetic process. Gene Ontology annotation, cellular component: mitochondrial membrane. The coding region runs from base 154 to 510 and encodes 118 amino acids. The transcript is spliced from 3 exons.
AUAACCUAUCUAUAAAAUACAUGCAUCACGGCUGUGAUGUGCAAAAAUAAGUACAUUCUAUUUAGCAUUUAUAAUUUGCUAAUGCUUAAAAAGUAACGAAAUAAAUUUUUAAGAAGUGAACUUAAUAAUAAAACUGUAAUUGUGCAGUACAAAAUGCCUGCUGACGUACUUGGAUAUAUAUAUGCUGCUACAGUAGCGGCUGGUGGUAUACUUGGUUAUGUGAAAGCACAAUCAAUUCCUUCUCUGGGUGCUGGACUUAUUUUCGGAUCUGUUUUGGGUUAUGGAGCUUAUCAAACUUCUCAAGAUCCCACAAAUAUUGGACUAUCUAUAGCAGCAACUUCAGUUCUUGGUGGAAUUAUGGGUUACCGAUAUUACAAUACUGGUAAAUUAAUGCCAGCUGGAAUAAUUGCUAUAUUCAGCUGUGUAGUAUUAGUAAAAACUGUUGUCAGGUCAUUUACUGGCGCAGCUCUUGUAACUGAGACAUUAAACAAAGACAGUAAGUUGACAUGAAUAUAAAUUUUUAAAAUUUUAAUUUCAUUGGUUGAACUAUUUCAUAUAUGCACACGUAAUAUAAGUAGUUUAACAAGAGGUGGGAUUAAAUCUGUAUAAAAGAAGAAUGUAGAGAAGACACUGGCUGUGGUGAACUGAAAUAGUUAACCUUUUUUUUAUUACACAAAUGCUUUCCUACAGGAUAAAAAUAUAACAUUUAUAUUUGUUACAUUGACACAUGUAACUUGAAUAUGUUCAAUAAAGCUAUUUUAAGUGUUAUUUGAGUUUAUAAAGAUAAUGUUAUAUAAAGGAUUAAGAUAAUUAUGAAAA